AAUAGAAAACGAAUAAGGCCACGUGCGGCAGUGAUGUAUCGAUGAGCACGCGCUCAACUAUCUCAGUGAUUUGAUCCAAGCAUCAAUCUUGCCAUCGAGCUCUAGCUCGAACAGCCAGUACGAGGAUGGCGCCCAACGAUUUUGACUUGCGUAUGCAGUCCCCUCGCCCGGAAACGCCCGAGCCAUCAUCGAAGCAGGGCAGGCGAAACGCCCAGUUCAAUGAUGCCCAGUUGCUUGACGCCGACGGUGCAAUUUCUGACAAGCUCGAACGCUGUCUUCGUCAUAUUUUCGCCAAAUAUUGCACGCCGCGCCCGCCGCGUCCCCAAAAACACGACUCUACGACUCUCCUCACGCCCCCUGAUGAUGCGAUUCUUGACGCCGCAGGGCUAGACGCGUGGGCAGAAGAUACGAAUGGCGCACCGUUUAGUGAAGAGACUAAAGAGGAGCUCAGAGAAUUCUUGGACGUCACUGAAGAAGGCGAGCUGACGUUUAAAGGCUUCGCGCAGAUAUAUCAGCUGCAGACAGAUAAUGACGAGGAAGAAACAUGGAAAGAUUUGUCAAACCACGGAUUUGAUCGUACCCUCACCAUUGUUUCAACGCGUCGGGAGGAAGAGGCUGAGAGCAGUCAUAUGCCUCUUUUCAUGUCAUGUACGUCAGGUCGCUCUCAUUUCCAUCUUUACGGGAAUGCCAAUCACCUCUCACGUAGGACGAGACCACAAAAACGUGUAUAACCCUUGAUACAUUUUGAACAUACUAACCACAGACUAGCCAUGACCUUACGAUGCCCAUGACUUCAUUACUUAUCUACCUCCGUAUUCACGACUUCGUCCGAUCUUUCGAACAUUCCAUAUUUUAACCCAUCUGCUGGAUGAUGUUCACGCACUAGACUUAAUCAC
This is a messenger RNA of Suillus plorans, 896 nucleotides long. RefSeq lists its product as uncharacterized. Lineage: Eukaryota; Fungi; Basidiomycota; Agaricomycetes; Boletales; Suillaceae. The record is from RefSeq and is a predicted model, not a curated record. The coding region runs from base 126 to 731 and encodes 201 amino acids. The transcript is spliced from 4 exons.